AUGUCGCACGGCAAUUUGCUGCAGGGAUACAAUUGGGAAACUCAGUAUGGCGAUCCGCAGGUGCAGUUCCCUCGUCCCAUUCCGGAUGAAGUUAUCAGCGUUUACGAGGUUUACGUGAAGGAAGAUCCGGCCUCGGAAUCGAGAAGUGGCGACGUACCGAGUGUUUCAGGAUUAGGACCCAACACCAAUCAUCAUUUGAGCCAAGUAACCAAUCCCUACAAUUGUUUUAUCGAUGAGACUUAUUUGCGAUCGAAUGAAAUUACUUUUAAGGAAGAAUGCGUGGACCUGGAUACAAGCAUAGGUUCCGAAGUGAUCAAUAUCGACGGCACUGUCACGAAACUCGUCGACAAGGACUCGUUAAGGUACAAAAUUUUCGAGCAAAGUGUCAGCGUACCGGAUAAGAAUGUAGUUGUAUAUUCGCAUCCUGUUGCCGAAGGACCUUCGUCCUCCACAACUCGGCUUAUUGAUAAGGAUGAUCCGCGAUCCAGGUUGCACUUUGUAAAAUAUUUGAAACGCGAUGGAAAGACGCUCAAAAUCUGGGAAUGUGGUAUUUGUUCAAAAGAGUUCCGCCAUCAGUACACUCUGAUGAGACAUUUGCCGACCCAUACCGACGAGAGAAACUUUAAAUGCGAGGCUUGCGGCAAGGCUUUCCGACAGUUGUCAACAUUGAGUCAGCAUAAAGCUAUACAUAGCGAUGCCAGGCCCUAUGUAUGCGAAUUUUGCAAGAAAACGUUUAACAGAGUAUCUACGUUAAUCUCCCAUCGAAAAACACAUUCGGAAAACAAACCGCACAAGUGCCACGUGUGCGGUAAAGGAUUUCAUCAAAAGGGCAAUCUGCGAAACCACGUGUUUACGCACACGAACGAGCGACCGUACAAAUGCGAGUUAUGCGGCAAGGGUUUCAAUCAGAUGUCGAAUUUGGUCUGUCACAAGGUAAAAGCACACGCACACGCCGAUAAGAUGCAAUAUUCGUGCGGAGUCUGUGGAAAGGAGUUUCCACGCAGGUUCGCUUUGCGAUCGCACGAGGAGCACAAGCACGGUGUUAAAUAUCGAAGCACGGGCAGCACGCAAUCAACCGUGAACGAGACCAAUGCCGGCAAAAGCAAAAAUGUUAGGAUCAUUCAGUUAUACAAUGGCGAUCGGAAUCAAACAAGCGAGACCAAAGAGAAAGAUUAUUUUGGCUCGUCGGAUUUGAUGGACAGCAUUGUGAUAGACAAAAUCGAUACAAAAGCAAUGGAAAUGGCAUUGCUCCAGGGACAGACUCCUUUUGCUCUUUAUAAACCCGCAAAAGGUAUACCGGUACUCGUUAAAAUUUCGCCAACUGCGAGUAAUAAGCACAUACUUACACCUGCGACUGCCGAGGAUUUGAGAAUGGCAGGAAAAAUAACUCUGAAUUCUAUCGAGACUUCGGAUACUGACAGCAAUAAGGCUGUUCAGGUGAAAGUACCAGUAGUUGCUACUGUAAUACAGAAUAUCGAAUCCGAUGGAAAAUCUAGCUUUGUCAUUGAGCCUCCUGGUGCAGAAGAGGAGCAAGAUGAUCUGGUGACAGCGUUGGACUCGCAGUUCUCUCCAUCUAUGCUUAAUCGCAACGAGCCGGACCGGCAAAAUUGCCCAAACUCAACUACGUCGAUAGGCGAGUGUAACGAGUUACUGGAGCUGGCUGCGCAAGGUGGAAUACAGUUCGUUCGCGCCAUGGAGGAUGGUCGUUACGAGGUCAUGACGAACAGCGAGGCCCGCGACUUAAUGGUGCAGAAUUCCCACGACGUAACGAUUCUUGACGGCGAACAGGCGGACGCCAUCAAUCUCGCGAAUAUACGCAAUAACAGUGAAGUCAUCAUUGGCGACAAUGAUAAUCAGAUCAUGGUGCUGGAAUCCGAUCAGAAGCCCAGCAGUAUGUCAAUGGACAACAUUGAAAUUCUCGAAGAUAAAGAUAUUAGAAUUCUUGACACUAAAAACUUAGACGAUCGUUUCGUGGAUGGCAUGACAUUCUUCUCCCAGGCGAAAAUCGACGACCUCUUGCUGGGUUCCAAAUCGCUGGCUAUCGAUGGCGAUAGCGCUCUUGCCGGGCACGACGAUGCAAUGACUGUGCCGUCGAGCCAGCAGGACCUAACGAGCAUCUUGGGUCAUCCCUCGAACCUAUCUACUAACUCGCAGUCCUCGUUAUCGUCUAUGUUAAUGAAGAACCAUCCGCAAUUGUCGCUGCUGAGUGAGACGCUACCGUAUCUGAAGAGCAGUCAGAGCUUUACGGAAGAUCUAAAUAUUCUCGGUGUCUCCCCUAUGGAAGAUCAUCAUGCGGAAUACGAUUCAAAGAUGAAGUUACCCUCGGUGUUUGACGACGACUGCGAUACGGGCUUAAUACCUUUCGGUCAAUCGGAUAUGAAGAUGCUCGACUCUGGAAGUCAAUGCAUGAAGUCUUUUAGCGACAAAUUCUGUUUGCCACCUCCGAAGAUGUAUCCCGGUCUAAACGAGGUGAAGAUUUUGGGACCGAAAAAUCAUAGUCAUGAGUUGAUAACUCCACAUUAUCAAGAUUCUAGAUUUCUCAGUCCUUACGAGCAGUUUCUCAAGAAUGUUACUAUGCAGAACAUUUGCGUAUCUAAUAUCGCCGACGCAUCCGAGGGAUGUAAAAAGGAAGUGAAGAUACUUGGUAAAAAGCUCGGUACUGGCAUUAUCACUACGACCGAAGAAGGUGAUAUCGUUAAAGUUCUUGAUGAAAAGCCUAAAUUUGAAAGCACGCUGGAUCUCUGCGAUAAUGUUUUGCAACAAUGUGCGACCAUGUCGCCGAGACGGUUACAUCGGCAACCACCGAUGGAGAAUGAUGCGGAUAACUUUUUGCUCCAAGUAAACACUUUUCACAAUAAUUAUUAUAUGAGCGACGAAAAAGAGAAUAUUUCUCCGAUAUGCAGGCUGGCAGCCCGCUCGGAUUUUCUGAAUUUCGGUAAUCGCCUUGCCGGUAAGGACUUGUCGCCCGAUGGCCACAUCGAUAGAAGUCAAAAGGAUGAUCACGGGGACAGUUUUACAUCCGGAGAAAUGUUGGAUCUGGAUUGACGAAGCGCGAUAGUAGACGAAGUGGACUCUUAUAGGAGUUAUUCGUUGUUUUGUGUCACUAUUCGUCUGGAAAUGUUCCAGUGGAAUUCGUGCGUUGCUUCGAUUCUAUUCGGUGCGUACAGAGAAGUGGAAGGUGAUACACGAAUGAAAAUAAUUAAAUUAUGCAAUGAAAAAGCAGGUGCGUCUUUUUGGCAUUUUUAUAGUUUUUCGUUCUAUAAAAGAUUGCACUAAUUUAAAUCUACUAUAAAUCAAAUUUUUAUUUACGCAUUUUUUUUGCAAAUUUUAUCGUUAAACAAUAAGUGACAUUACGUGGAAAUUGUGCUAUCCAAUAUUUUUGAGAACAUACAAUUGACUUGUGACUAACAGUUGAAUGAAAUAUCUAUCAAAAAAUAUGAAUAUUACAUUUUUUAAUAAAUUGCAAAUAUAUAUCUUAUGAAAUAUGCUUGUAAAUCGAAAUAACUAAUAUCUCAGAUAUUCAAUUUCAUUGAUUUUUAUAUAUGAUUCUUGAAUUACGCCAUAUUACUUUCGAGUUUUCUACAUUGAUUUAUGUAAUACGAUUGUAUAAAUCUCUAGUAUUUUAUAUUCAGAUUUGAAUGUUAAAAAAUAAAGUGUAUAAAUAGAAGUCCCUUUUCCCGAGCUUGCCUUUUAUUCGACAAAAACAAAGGAUGGUUAUAUCCGUUAGCAUGGGGGAGAAAAAUCAUCCCAGCAUUGCUGUUUUUAAUAAAUACGUGGGAUAGAGAGAUACGAAAGACUGCGGUAUCCCGAUACGAAGGUUAUUUAGAUUUAUUCGCGAAUUCUUGACUCGGCAAUAUUUUCUCCGCGUACACGUGCCAAUACCAAUAGGUGGAGUGGUUAAUACUGUCUGCCCUGGCAUCCAUCCUUGCUACUUGAUAGUCAGCUCCCAUUCGGAACCGCACCGUCUUAUAUAGUAACCCGUACAAGCAACCUGAUUUCCGUAAUUUGUAGAAUUUAAAAUUAACAUGAAAAACAAAUCAAUUAGUGAUUUAUUGACAAUAGACUCUUGUGCGCAAAAUUGUUCAUAGAUAUAAUUAAUAUAUUUUAAUAGCGAUAUACUAUGUAAUUAAAAAAAUAAUAUUUGAUUGUAUCUCUGAAUAAUCGCCAAAUUUUAGUCUUUUUUUUUAUGUCACAUUUCGUCGUGUGAAAAUGUAUGGUAAAUUUAUAAAUCUACAAGAGCAGUAAUAUUGGUAUUGGUACGUAAGCCUCGGUAUAUCUAUCGAGUGAUAUCUUAUGGUCGGACUUAGCAUUUAUCUUCACUACUUGAUAGUCAGCUCGUAGAAACCUCUCUACAUUUAGAUAACGCACGAAAGACUAGUAAUAUAAUAUCUCGGGGAAGGCACAAGAUCGAAACAAGCGUGAUAAAUUAUGAAAGAAGUAAUAUUGCCUUUUCGUGUAUCGAUAAAGCAAUGUAGCGUUUUCUGAUGUAAAAUGUUCGGCAUUUUUUCUUUCGACGCGAUCUCUUUGGUCAAGUUGAAAUCGUUUUCUCCCUGAAAGAUUUUAUAGAAUAUUAUUAUCCAUCAUGGGGUAAUAUUGAUCGACUAUUAUUAUUGUUAUAUGAUAUGAGAGUGAUUAUUCAUUUUCCAUUCCAGGUAUUUUUACUGAAACUCGAUAAAAGGGACGUUAUAAACUUAAAUCAAUUUUCUUCGUAAAAUCUUUCUUCGUA
Molecule: messenger RNA, 4726 nt
Organism: Pogonomyrmex barbatus (red harvester ant)
Lineage: Eukaryota; Metazoa; Arthropoda; Insecta; Hymenoptera; Formicidae
Biological process (GO): embryo development; regulation of transcription by RNA polymerase II
Cellular component (GO): nucleus
Molecular function (GO): RNA polymerase II transcription regulatory region sequence-specific DNA binding; DNA-binding transcription factor activity, RNA polymerase II-specific
Source: RefSeq, a predicted model, not a curated record